UCCCAGAUGAGAUAAAUGGUUGUGAUGUUCGGUGCAUGGAAUCACAUGUGCACUUUGUCACAACAUAUAUGUUUGGAGGCCACCUAUCGCUACACAGACUCUGAACUGUCAACAGUGACAGACCCGAUCAAUGAAACCAUGUUUUUUUCUUUUCACAGGCACACUUGUUGUUUUCAAAAGCAGACCAAUCAGGAUCCAGGCCCCACAUCCCCCAGACCAUAUCAGACACAAGGGAGAUUCUCUAACACUGCAGCUGCGACGUCCAGGAUGGCGGUGAAGCUGCUCUGCCUUCUCCCACUGCUGCUUCUGUCAUGCCAGAGAGCAGCUGGAACAGGCGGGAGGGUCAAAGCACAAACGUGUGUCACAAGCACCUCCAGCUGUGAGGAGUGCAUCCAGGCCGACCCAGAGUGCGCCUGGUGCCUGGCCCCCCAGUCUAGAAUCCGCUGCCAUAAAUUUGGGAGACUCCAGAGAGCAGGCUGCCCUGAAAAAUAUAUUUAUAACCCUCAAAGCAGCAUGCAGGUUGCUAAGAAUGAAAGCAGGAAAGUCCCAGCAGAUUCCACCCCUCUGUUCCUGCAGCCUCAGGAACUUUCCAUUCAGCUAAGACCAGGAGUGCAUCAGUCCUUUCCUCUCAACAUCUUCAUGACAACAGAUCAGGCGACAGAUCUCACUCUGGAUGUCAGUGGUGUUCCAGAUGGAGUCAACAUCACGUUCAGCAGUGCUGACAAAGGAAACCCUCUUCUGGUGCAGGUGAAUGUGGAAGCUGCUCAGUGUCCCAGCAGGAGUGAUCUUUCAGCACACAACAGGACGGAGCCGUGGUCUGUCCUCAUUACACCUCGAGGGUCCUCAUUGAGCGUAAAACUGGAGAUUUCUUUGCUGUGUACCUGUGGUUGCAUUGAAAAUGGUGAAGAAAACAGCAGUUUCUGCAGCAAUCGAGGAGAUUUCAUGUGUGGGAAGUGCCACUGCCACCAGCCCUACUUCGGACAGUCCUGCCAACUACAGGAGGACAGCUUUUUCUCAGAUGAUGAGUCUAUGUGCCGCUCAGCUGCAGAUGCCGCGGUGUGCAGCGGAAGAGGAACCUGCAUCGAAGGCAGCUGUGAGUGCUUCAGGCGGGAAAAUCCAAGAGAACGAUACAGUGGAAGGUUCUGCGAAUGCGACAACUUUAACUGUCCAUAUCACAAUGGCAGAAUUUGCGGCGGGCAUGGGGAGUGUGUUUGCGGAAAGUGUCACUGUGAGAGCAAUUGGGUCGGUGAAGACUGCGGCUGCAACUCUGAAAUUACUUCCUGCAUGGGACAAAACCAGCUUAUCUGCAGUGGGAGAGGGUUGUGUCAGUGUGGAACAUGUGAAUGUUACCCCACAUUCAGAGGCCAGACCUGUGAAAGCCUCAUUUUGACACCGCCCUGAGGAGCCAUAAAGAGAACAAAAGAGUGAAUGCACCUCUUGCUGAUGCCUCCUGUUAUUUUAUCUGGGAACUUAAAUGCAAAAGAAAUAUAUUUGCGUUAAUAUUUACAAAAAAGUACAAAUAUACGACCAACUAUAAAAGGGUGAACGCAAAGAUCCACUUCAAUAUCAUUUUUGGCGUUUUUAACAUGUUCUUUUAGCCUUUUUCUGAUGAUGGAGGGCAUAAAGAGAAUUAAGCUUAAAA
Oryzias melastigma (Indian medaka) is the source of this 1642-nucleotide messenger RNA. Its product is annotated as integrin beta-1. Bases 16 to 1401 code for a protein of 461 amino acids. Gene Ontology annotation, cellular component: focal adhesion; integrin complex; cell surface. Gene Ontology annotation, biological process: cell adhesion mediated by integrin; integrin-mediated signaling pathway; cell migration. NCBI's taxonomy places the organism in Eukaryota, Metazoa, Chordata, Actinopteri, Beloniformes, Adrianichthyidae. Gene Ontology annotation, molecular function: integrin binding. The record is from RefSeq and is a predicted model, not a curated record. The transcript is spliced from 6 exons.